This is a messenger RNA of Vanrija pseudolonga, 657 nucleotides long. RefSeq names its product Protein priA. Lineage: Eukaryota; Fungi; Basidiomycota; Tremellomycetes; Trichosporonales; Trichosporonaceae. The coding region runs from base 1 to 657 and encodes 218 amino acids. The record is from RefSeq and is a predicted model, not a curated record. The transcript is spliced from 5 exons.
AUGAAGCUCGCCGCUGUCCUCACCGUCCUCGCCGCUGUCCUCACCGUCCUCGCCGCUGUCCUCACCGUCCUCGCCGCUGCCGCUGCCUCCGCCCAGACCUGUGGCAACGGCCUGACCGCUGGCCCCGUCGACCCAGCUUUGGUCGACCCCUGUAUCUCUGGCUGUACACAGACGGCUGCAGCCUCGGUGCCCGGCUGUAACCCGCUCGACCGCGCCUGCAUCUGCGGAGGCAGCUUUUUGGGAAGCACCAUGAAAGACAACUUCUACAAGGCCGUCGUGAACUGCCUUAUCAACAAUCGUUGCAACACUGGCAACGCGCAGACCAUCUCGAACAACACGUGCCAGUACGGCUUCUGCAACGUCGUCCUCCCCUCGGGCGCCACUCGCAAGCGCGCCGUUGAGAAGGCCAAGAUUCCUCAGUGCCCUCAGUUCCACAAGAACGCUCUUCUCGUACAGGGCGACGAGGGCAACUACGACGGGUUCGAGUGCAUCGACACGCUCCGUGACCUCGAGUCGUGCGGCGGCUGCCCCGACGUCGACGGCAUCGACUGCACUGCCCUCCCCGGCGCCAGCGACGUCUCGUGCGUCCUCGGCCAAUGCAAGGUGCACGCAUGCGACCGCGGCUUUACGCUGGUUAACGGUGAAUGCGUCUACUAA